AUGGCAGGCUCGUUUGAAGGAAGUUAUACGGCCAACCACUCGCGCGCGGUGUUGAAGACGGACGGGAGUGAGAGUGACCAGCAAGGACAAGCCGAGGCGCCUCCAGGUUCAGCGAAUGACUGGGGCAGGCGGACGAUUUUUGAUAGUCUCGAGGUUCCGGUCGAGUCUGAUUUCGAGUUCCGUUAA
This is a messenger RNA of Fusarium odoratissimum NRRL 54006, 186 nucleotides long. RefSeq lists its product as uncharacterized. Bases 1 to 186 code for a protein of 61 amino acids. The transcript is spliced from 2 exons. The record is from RefSeq and is a predicted model, not a curated record. NCBI's taxonomy places the organism in Eukaryota, Fungi, Ascomycota, Sordariomycetes, Hypocreales, Nectriaceae.